AUGGAAAAUCUGUCCGAAUUAUUGGAAUACGGGGAUUCGAAGCAUUUCUCUGGUAUGCAUAAACUUAUGCCAAAGAGGAAUGGUAAGGAGCACGUUAGAGCAGACAAAGUCAGAAAGAUGAAAAAUAUUUUUAUAGAAAAUAAGCCAUUUCAAAUGACGAUGGUAGGGGCACCUGAUUAUGCUUUUGCAAGUCCUGAGAAUUGGAGAAGAUUCACUUCUGAAGCCCAGGCAGCCCUAGCCCUAGAUGUUAAAAAAAAGACGUAG
Pieris macdunnoughi is the source of this 264-nucleotide messenger RNA. The record is from the annotation of a GenBank genome assembly. NCBI's taxonomy places the organism in Eukaryota, Metazoa, Arthropoda, Insecta, Lepidoptera, Pieridae.